Molecule: messenger RNA, 851 nt
Organism: Cucumis sativus (cucumber)
Lineage: Eukaryota; Viridiplantae; Streptophyta; Magnoliopsida; Cucurbitales; Cucurbitaceae
Product: cytochrome c oxidase subunit 6a, mitochondrial
Exons: 3
Coding region: 79-504 (141 amino acids)
Biological process (GO): mitochondrial electron transport, cytochrome c to oxygen
Cellular component (GO): mitochondrial inner membrane
Molecular function (GO): enzyme regulator activity
Source: RefSeq, a predicted model, not a curated record
AAAAGUCACAAUCUAAAUCGUAAGGGCUUGGUCAUUUCGUGGACUCGGCAAUUUGUGAGAGAGAGAACCAAAGACAAAAUGGCAAUGGCGUCGAUCCGAUCCAAUCUUCUUCGCGCCGCCCUACGCGGUGCCUCUCGAAACUCCGUUCAGCCUAAACGCGGCUUUGCUUCCUCUGCUCACGACGACGCUCGUGAAACGGCAAAGUGGGAGAAGAUUACUUAUGCAGGCAUUGUAACCUGCUCUAUUUUAGCAUUCUAUAAUCUAUCAAAGGGCCACCCCCACCAUGAAGAGCCCCCUGUAAGCUAUAACUUCAGUCAAUUUAUACUUUUUCCUCAAGUGCUGAGUACCUUAGUAGAAUUGUGGAAUUAUGUAUUGUACUCUCACGUGUUAACCAUUUAUUUUUGUUUGGGUUUUCACUGUAUGCAGGCAUAUCCAUAUAUGCACAUACGCAAUAAAGAGUUUCCUUGGGGUCCUGAUGGUCUCUUUGAGGUGAAGCACCACUGAGAAUUACUCUUGGGUUCAAAAAGCGGAUCAGAGUUCUCAUUCCUGUUCCAUAUCAGAAAGACUUCAUGGACUGGUUGGUUUAGAUUUUUUUCUCUGCAAAGGAAAAGCCAUGGCAUGGCCAUUUUGCAUUUGUUUAAAUGCUAUCAGAAUAUUAUGUGAAUCGUUUAAUUUUUUUCUGUCACAGCCAUCCUUCCUGAUUAAUAAGAUAAACUUUCUUUCCAUUGUCCUGAAAGGUUUGCAGUAAGGUGUGCUUGGAUUGAAAAAUGAGCUUGUAUAACUACCGGUACUUAAUGGGUAAUAAUUAUUACUUGGGUGAACUACAACAAUUACUACGUUUUAUCAACACA